Molecule: messenger RNA, 813 nt
Organism: Acanthosepion pharaonis
Lineage: Eukaryota; Metazoa; Mollusca; Cephalopoda; Sepiida; Sepiidae
Source: the annotation of a GenBank genome assembly
AUGGCAUUAGCAAUCCGUUGUGGCGGGAAGAUGGGAGCGGUGAGAGGAAAUUUCAGUUUUAUUCCUCUUAUUUAUUUCACUGACAUUGUCUCUUCUUUCUUUCUUUCUUUCUUUCUUUCUUUCUUUCUUUCUUUUGUUACUUUAUUGACAUUGACACUUUCUUUUCUUUUCCUCUUUUCUUUCCUUUUUCUUUCUUUUUUUCCACUACGUUACAUUACUGACAUUCUCUUUUUCUUUCUUUCUUUCUUUCUUUCUUUCUUUCUUUCUUUCUUUCUUUCUUUUGUUACUUUAUUGACAUUGACUCUUUCCUUUCUUUCUUUCUUUCUUUCUUUCUUUAUUUAUUUAUUUAUUUCAUUCUUUCUUUCUUUUGUUACUUUAUUGACAUUGACUCUUUCUUUUCUUUCUUUCAUUCUUUCUUUCUUUCUUUCUUUAUUUCUUCCUUUAUUUAUUUCAUUCUUUCUUUUUUCCUACUUUCUUUCCUUUUUUGUUUUAGCAUUCUUUCUUUAUUUCUUUCUUUCUUUUACUUACUUCCUUUUUUCUUCUUUCUUUCUUUUGCAGUUUCUUUCAUUCAAGUUUAUUUUAACGUUUCUUUUGCGUUCAUUUAAUUUUCAUUUGAAUGUCUUAGCCAUGUAUUUAUCAAUUCGUUCGUUCAUUCCUUUUCAUGUUAACGUUUCGUCCUUUCUUGACUCUUUUCCUCCUCUCUUUUUUCUGUUAUUAUUCAUUCAAAUAUUCUUUCUUUUUUCUUUCUUAUUUUUUGUCUUUCUUUCUUUUUUCUUUCUUUUUCUCUUCCUUUCUAUGUGUUCUUUUGUAUAG